AUGUCGGUCCUGCUCGAGACGAGCGCCGGCGAUAUCGUAAUCGAUCUGUUGACGGACUAUGCGCCAAAGGAAUGUGAAAACUUCCUGAAACUUUGCAAGUCCAAGUACUACAAUUUCUGCCCCGUGCAUUCCGUCCAACGAAACUUCUCGUUCCAGACAGGCGAUCCGCUCGGUCCGACUUCCGCCUCCUCUGAUGGCGGCUCAUCCAUAUGGGGCCUCGUCUCUGGACCCUCAAAGAAGACCUUUGAUACCACCUUACACUCGAAGCUGAAGCAUCUCGAGAGGGGCACUGUGUCCAUGGCCACCGCGCCACAUCCCUCCGAUCCUGAUGUACGAGUUGCCGGCAGCCAAUUCAUUGUCACGCUCGGCGACAACACGGAUUACUUGGAUGGCAAAGCUGCUGUAUUCGCUAAGGUUGUCGAAGGGUUCGAUGCUCUUGACAAGAUCAACAACGCCAUUACCGACAAAGAUGGGCACCCGCUGGUCGACAUACGCCUCAAGCACACAGUGGUCCUGGAUGACCCCUACCCAGAUCCGCCGGGGCUGAGGGCUCCCAGUCAGUCUCCACCCCCAUCCAAAGCCCAGCUCGCCACAAUCCGGAUCGCCGACGAUGAUGUGCUGGGUGAGGAGGUGGACGAGAACGUGGCAGAAAAGGCCCGCCGUGAGAGGGAGGCGCGCGCUCAGGCACUGACUCUGGAGAUGAUGGGCGACCUCCCCUUUGCUGAGGUUAAGCCGCCCGAGAACGUGUUGUUCGUGUGCAAGCUGAACCCGGUCACCACCGACGCCGACCUCGAACUGAUCUUCAGCCGCUUUGGCACUGUACUGUCUUGCGAGGUCAUUCGUGACAAGAAGACAGGUGACAGCCUGCAAUAUGCAUUCAUCGAAUUUCAGGAUAAGGGCGCCUGCGAAGCGGCCUAUUUCAAGAUGCAGGGCGUCCUCAUCGACGACAGGAGGAUACACGUCGAUUUCAGUCAGAGCGUAAGCAAGCUGGCCGAAGUCUGGAGGGGCGGUGAAAAUGCCAAGAGGAAAGGAAGGACCGGCGGCGGUGGCUGGGGCGGCGUGAAGGGCCUAGAAAAAUGGAGGAAGUACAGAGAAGAAGACGGCCGCGAGGUGGAUGAUCAUUACAGCAUGGUUUACGGAGAAGAAGAGAUGCGAGGUCGACACCAGCGGCAUCGGGACGGAAAGGGCCAGGCAGAGAACACGACCACAUUUCCGGACUCUAGCGUGAACCACGAACUCAGUCGCAAGCGAAGUCGCAGUAGGGAUCGAUACCAAGAACGUAAUAGACGUCACCAACACAGAGAACCGAGGCAGCGGAGCAAGAGUCCAAGCCGGCACAGGUCGUACGGCAAAGAGCGGUAUUCCGAACGCCGAAGCGAUAAUCUUCAGCACGACGAGCAGUACCGACGAAACCAACCCCGCGAUCGCGAAAGGGACCGAGACCGGGAUCGGGGCUACAACCGGUAG
Messenger RNA from Anthostomella pinea, 1467 nucleotides. The record is from the annotation of a GenBank genome assembly. Lineage: Eukaryota; Fungi; Ascomycota; Sordariomycetes; Xylariales; Xylariaceae.